AUGUGGGGCUUCAUGCGGGUGCUUCAUGGGCUGUUGCCGCUGGCAGUUGAGUCCUGGUGGUGUGAGACCAGUGCUCUCACCGGUUGCCGCGGCCACCCAAGGCACUUUGUCUCGGAGACAGCAAAAGGUGAGGUGGACAAGUUCAAGGCCUUUGAACAAUUUCCAAUUGGAUGGCCCGAGCAACAUAUUUUCGUGGAUUGGGAUGAAGAUGAUGAUCUUGAUGUCAUAAAGUCAACUUCUGAAGGCUUGGACUUGUUUGAGCAAGGAGAUCCAGGAUAUUUUGUGAAGAAAGAGCCCAGUCCUUUCAAAGAUGCCAAUGCCGAGCAUAGACCUUUGUGUUUUCCCGAAGUUCUUGACAUCAACGGCGAUGGCAAGCUGGAUAUGCUUCUUGCAAAUAAUAUAGGGGUGAAGUACUAUGAGAACAUUGCUCGCCUUGAAGAAAAAACUGGAAAGGACAACCACUUCCUGGGCAUUGGUGGUAUUUCUCGCUGCGGCCAUUUGAGCGUGGCCGACUGGGACCAGGAUGGCCGAUUGGACCUUCUGAUUGCCGACUUGGCGAACCCCAUGCGCCACUUCCGCCAGGACGCAGAGGGCCAGUUCCGGCUGGUGGAUGACAGCCCUUUGCUGCGUGUAACGGCAAAUCGCACGCUCUUCCGGCGGCCUCUAAUGGUUGACUGGAACAAGGAUGGAAAGAUGGAUUUGAUCCUGGUCGAACAGCCUUUCAGGCGAGGAUAUAUCGCCAACGUACUUGCAGAAGAACAUGGAAUUACCCCUGCGCCGGAUUCCUCCACAUGCGAAGCGCUUAUCUUUCUUCAGGAUGAGACAGGGGGUCUCUAUGAAAGCACUGCGCCCAAGGGCGUCCUGCAGAACAAGGCUUGCAAGUACAGUGCCAUCGCCUUGGUGGAUGUGGAUGGAGACAAGGACUUGGAUGUCAUUUUGCUUCCCUCCUCCUUGCUGGGUGUUCGCACCUUCGAAAUUUACGAGCACCUGGAGAACCAUUCCCUAGCUCUUCCCAGGCACGAUGAGGCCACUUCUUUCCCGCUGAGCCAGAUCAAAUUCAGCAACCAGGGUAUAGCGGCGCUGACUUCGAAAUAUCGUCCUUAUUUGGCGGAUUGGGAUUCGGACGGAGAUCUGGAUCUGGCUCUUUUGACGAAUGGUUUUGGCGGGGGCCCCCGCUUCUUCCGGCACGAGGCAGACGAUCGUGUCAGUGAGGUGUCGACGCCCAACUCCACCUGCGGGCUGAACUUCAGUUUUUCCUUCAGUGCCACCGACUUUGAUGGCGAUGGCCAGCUGGAUCUGCUGGGUGUCUACGAAAGUUGGUCGGGAAUUCGGGAGAGCUAUGAAAUCAUGGUUUGUCUCCAAACUGCUGCUGGUUACGUGCAGCUGGAGCAGGAGAAGAACCCAUUCUACCCCUUGAGGCUGCACGGUGCGUGUACCAUUCAGCCCAAGCACAACUUUUUGGACUGGGAUUCGGAUGGGGAUGUGGACCAAAUCUGCCUGGACUUCCAUGGCCUCUUGCAUUUCGUGGAGCAGCUUCCCAAUGGCAGCGUUGUGAGGCACCAAUUGCCUGUGCCCCAGGCGGAGGACUAUGUGGCAGCGGACUUUGAUGGAGAUGGAGAUAUUGAUCUCCUGCUGGUUGUUUCAGGGAGUAGAGGUUGGAAGUAUUAUGAGAGAAGAGAAGACGGAAGUCUUGAUGAAUUGCUUGGGAACGAUAACCCUUUUCACAGCUCGGUAUGGCACUUGGUAUUUCCUGCAGAGCAGACCGCCUUUGGUGUGGAUGGCGUCUACGCAGCCCUGGCUGAUUGGAAUGGAGAUGGUGCUUUGGAUCUAGUAGCCACGAAUGUGAAGUCGGUGUUUUUGUUCUUGAACACACCACUACGGGCCUUUGUCGAGCACGAUGGAAGAGACAGUCCAUUUUCAGGGAUCCAUGUGAAGUCAUCUUCCGAUGCAGAGUGGACCAUGGUGGAUGUUGACGGAGAUGGAGAUUUGGACUUCGUAUUUUUGCCAAAGGGCAGAACUGACCUGGCCAACCUUUCAAUUCUUGACAAUGCUGGUCUUGGUGGCCCAGCGCCAUAUCAGUACUUUGAGCAGUUGGAGAAUGGAGAGCUGGCAAAGCGGGAGGGUGCUGCCAAUCCACUGUUGGCGGCGCCACGCGCUUGGCAAAUGUAUGGAGGCCAUGUUCCGUUUAACCAGCAAACGCAGAUAGGCAGAACUCACAUGGUGGCUGAUGUUGAUGGCGAUGGAGACGUCGACAUAGUGCAUUCCUUCACAAAGGGCUUUGCAUACGCCGAGCAACGGAACGGGAGUUUUGUCGUCUUGAAAUCCUAUGACAACCCGUUUUACCAAGGUUUGGCUUCCCUCUUUGAAGAUUCUAUGUUGGACUGUUGGACUCUCGUUGACUUUGAUGGAGACGGAGACUUGGACCUGGUGAAAACUACGCCAGUCGACCGAAAGGAUCUCCUCAGCCUCAGCAUACGGAAAGUGCUAUACUAUGAACAGGAGUCGAACUCCAGCUCUAAUCGGAGUGGAAAAUUUCAUCGACGUGAUGGAAAAGACAACCCUUUUUGGAGCGUGGAUUUGGCAGCCUUGCCUCACAAAAAAGGUUUGGGUGAUUUUUGUCCUCAUGUGGCUGAUAUCGACCAAGAUGGCGAUCUGGAUUUGAUCCUGGUCUAUGAGACUAAACCUUUGUUCCUGUACUAUCGGCAGCAGAAUGGAAGCUUCCAGUUGGCAGCAGAGGAUCCCUUUGCCGAUAUAUCCAUUACUAGAGAGGGUGCCAUUGGAAAAUCGGGGGGGCUGAAGGUCCAGUUUGCUGAUUGGAACGGCGAUGGUAUGGUCGAUAUGGUUGCAUCAGGAAACACGAGGCUGCAACACUUCACGCAGGGCAUAUGCUUUGCUAAGAGCGCCUGCAACCAAUUUGGCUGCGACACGAAGACAGGUCGAUGUGAAUGCCCCACCGGUUCAAACAGCUCCGAGUGUCGCAUCUGCACUGACUACCACACGCGGCAGGAUGCCAUGUGCCGCAGCUGUCCGGGCUUUGGAAGCGCUUCAGGCACUUGCACCCAUCGGGGCAUCUGCGACGACGACGUCGACGCGCGCCAGCGCCAGGCUGCAAAGAAUGUCUCGGGCUUUGGCCACGCCGGGGCCACCGGCUCUGGGCAGUGCACCUGCGCCGCGCCCUUCACUGGCGCGGCCUGCGAGUUUGGCGAGUGUCCACCAGGGCACCGCCUCCACCGAAAUGCUGAGGUAAGCAACGCCACCGAGAAGUACCCGCACUGGCAGGCCUGCGCCCCGUGCCAGCUGGGGCGUUACAAGAAGACCAGUGGCAACCAGGAGUGCGACCUCUGCCCAGAAGGCUUGGUCCCGGAUGCCAAUCGCAGCAGCUGCGUGCAGUGCCCUCUGGGCCUCUUCCCAACGAACUUGAGCAGUUGCGGGAAAUGCCCUGCAGGUUCCGUUGCAGCCCUCGGGGCCUCGCACUGCACACCCUGUCCAGCGGGCACGUCCCCGAACGCGGACCGCAGCGAGUGUGUGAGAUGUGAUGAUGGUCAGGAGUGCCGGAGGUGUACCUUUCCAGCCAUGGUCUUGGGGGUGGAAAAUUGGUGCACUUCCCUGCACUUCUUCCUCUUCCUGUUGGCCUUCCUUCUUUUGGCCCUGCUGAUGGCGGUGAUCUUUGGGAAAUGCCGGCUGGAGUGCUUCAAGAGGCACCUCGAAACGUUGGUGGAGCGGCAGGAGUGGUGCCAGCUCUAUGCUACCAAGACCUCUGCCUUGGAGUUCGGCAUUUGGCGCCCGGCGGCCCAGGGAGCCUUGGAAACGCAGAAGGCGGAGGUGAAGACGAGAUCCUUUCAGCUGGGCAUCUCUUUGCAGUACGUCUUUGAGGAGCUGAAGGCCAUUUACCAAGAGAAGGCUCUUGAAGCCGAGUGGCGCCUCGACACUUUUGGUCCAGCCACCAGGAGCAGCUACUUUGUGAAUCUCCGUAACAGGGGCGAAGAUGUUCCCGACAGAGAAGCGGCUUGGAACGAUUUGUUGGAGUGCCCUGCGUCGGAGGACCCCAACUUUCAUCAGGUGGCAGGUCUGAUGGCCUAUGGUCCGUUAGCGCUGGGUAAGGACCAGUACUGCCCUCGUGAUGGUCGGCUGGAUUGCAGCAUCGUGGAUGCCUUGGAAGCGAGCCAGCGCAGUGGUAGAGCCACAUGGUUCCUCUCCUGGGUUUGGAGCUACAAAUUUUCCACGGUCUUGGGUGCCCUCCGGCGCUGGUGGAACAGGCAUCAUGACGCCACAGGAGACGUCUGUGGCGAUGUCUAUAUCUGGUGGUGCGUGAUGGUGAACAACCAGUUCCGAAUGUUGGAAGAGGGCCAGACAGCAGAGGCCACGAAUCUCUUCGAUGUUUUCGGUCGGCAGCUGGCGGGCAUUGGCAAAAUGUUGAUGUGCUUGGACAAAAUGAAAGGAGGGAACAAGCCCAAAAAGAGAAAGAAAGAGCGCAAGACACAGGAAGGUGACAAUGGUGGUGAGGGCCUUGGCCACAGGAAAAGAACGCUGCAGCUGCGCCUGCUACAGGCGCCACGCAGCCUGGUGAUGUUCAAGCUGAUGCACACCAUCCCCACCACUGCGAUCUUACCACAGCUGGAUCUGGACGAGGACGGCAUCGAAACCCUGCAGGAACUCGCCAGGCAAUGCCGGGUGGAUGCGCAGAGCGCCGAAGCGACCGUCAAGGAGGAUGCAGUGGCCAUCAAGCAACGCAUCAUGGAGGACCAGGGAUCCUUCAAGUUUGUGAACCAGACGGUGGAAAAGGAACUUUGGUGCGAAGUCAUAAGAUUCUUGGAGGGCUCCGACGACUCCAAUCCCAUCACCGGCAGCGGGCCCAGCGCAGCCAGCGCGGUCAGCGCGGCCAGGGCGGCCAGCGGGGCCAGCGGCUCCGAGAACGCGCCCACGUGCGGCAGCGGGUCGUCGGAGGAUGAGACCUCGACGGAGAUGCGCGUCGCGAAGUUCAACCUGGUGAAGCAACCCUUUGGCAUUUUUCCGGUGAUCCUGAUGUGGCCACCAGACUGGUUGCAAGACAGGGAAAAUUGCGAAGGCCGAGUUUGUGAUGAUUUGCCAGUAGCUUCCAUUGGCAAGGAUGACAAAGGCUCCUGGGCUACAGCGGCCCUUAAGGAGUAUCCGCCGGCGUAUUGCCGUGCACUUGCCU
Cladocopium goreaui is the source of this 5176-nucleotide messenger RNA. Lineage: Eukaryota; Dinophyceae; Suessiales; Symbiodiniaceae. The record is from the annotation of a GenBank genome assembly.